Fusarium pseudograminearum CS3096 is the source of this 1050-nucleotide messenger RNA. RefSeq lists its product as uncharacterized. The record is from RefSeq and is a predicted model, not a curated record. Gene Ontology annotation, cellular component: cytosol. NCBI's taxonomy places the organism in Eukaryota, Fungi, Ascomycota, Sordariomycetes, Hypocreales, Nectriaceae. The coding region runs from base 1 to 1050 and encodes 349 amino acids. Gene Ontology annotation, molecular function: protein phosphatase 2A binding. Gene Ontology annotation, biological process: regulation of dephosphorylation; regulation of signal transduction. The transcript has a single exon.
AUGUCUUCAGAAGAACCCCAGUCGCUACGAUCCCUCUACGAAGCUGCAGAGGAAAAGCGUCGAGCCUUAGAGAACGCUUUCGAAGCAACAUCCCCCGCCUACCGCUCCGAUCUCGAAGCUGCCCUUUCCCUCUACAACUCGGCGCGCGACCGGAUCUCGGGUCUGGCUCUCUUCUCUCCCAACGAGGGCAUCGAGGACGUUUCUACCACCGACAUCCCUUACCUUCUUCUCGAUGCUCAUAUCGCAGAGCUCGUUCAGAAAACCCCCAACCAAAGCCCUGAUCAACGCCUUGAAGUCCUCGCAAAGUCUCGGGCUGCAUACGAGCGCUUCCUAGCCGCCGUAGACGGGUACGGUCUUGUCCAGGCGCCGUAUGAUCGUGCUCUUGAGAGGUACCGUGACGAACCCGAGAGCUUUGCUGUGGUGGCGACCGCCGAUGCUGCGGCGCGACGAGAUGGCAAGAUUGCGAAUUAUCGCGCGGAGAAGGCACUGAAGGAGAAGCUGGAGAUGUUGCGACGGAACCCGCGAUAUGUAGAGCAAGGCGAUGAGGAGCUUGUGCGGGAGCUUUACAUGACGCAAAUCACUUUUGCAGUACAUUCUGCUCUUCAGGCAUUGGACUCGUUGAAUCGUGAGGUUGAUAUCCUUGCGCAGGCGCCCCGACCACUUGCGCCUUCGUCUACCGAUACACCAUCUACGGAUGACCACUCCUAUCGCCUUGAUCAGCCUCUCCGUCGCCUGCACUCACUUCCUGGUGGACCGUUACUGUCUAAGCAGGGCAAGCCGCUUCAGCCCUUUACGCUGGUAGGUUCGCGGGAUCAGAUGUCACGGGAUGUAUUCCGCUCAGGACACAACUUGCCAACCAUGUCUAUCGACGAGUACCUUGAAGAGGAAAGAAGGCAGGGCAACAUUCUGCAGGGAGGUGUGGAGGAGAAGACGGUGAUUGAUGAGGAUGAUUACGAUGCUGUAGAUCGUGAGACAUACAAGCAACGUGAGUGGGAUGAGUUUGUGGAUCACAAUCCUAAGGGAGCGGGUAACACGCUUAACAGGGGUUGA